Molecule: messenger RNA, 3401 nt
Organism: Triticum urartu
Lineage: Eukaryota; Viridiplantae; Streptophyta; Magnoliopsida; Poales; Poaceae
Source: RefSeq, a predicted model, not a curated record
UUGUUGCCGUUGCUUGCAAGCAGCAGCAAACCGCGCGAUUGGAGCAAGAGAGGAAGGUCCACGAGAGAGAACACAGCCACGACCACACCCACCCCAUUGCCUGCCUGCCGCGAGCGCGCAAAGCCUUUUUAAUCGCGGUGGGAGGAGGAGGGGCACGGCACCACCACCACCGCAUCCACAAGAAACAAACAAAGCGAGAAAGCGAGGUGCAUUUCGUUUGUGCGCGCCCGGCCCUGGGGCGUAUAUUAAACCACCAGUAGAGUUUGUGUGUGUGCUCUGCUCCGUUAAAUCCCAUUUCGCCCGGGAAGCCAAGCCACACACCGAGGCACCGAGCUCCCCUCUCUUUUUUCUUUCUUUUCUCUCGCCGCCCCCCACCGAGCAACUCCACCUCCUCCUGCUCGCCGCCCGCACUCCACUACCACCGCGCUAGCUCGGCCAGUACACCGAACGCCAUUAACCCAUCCAACAAACAAGGUGCAGUUAUCGUUGCGUUUCUUCUCGGGAGAGCGGCAGGCAAUGGCGGCCGUCGGCAGGCUGCCGGGCGCGGCGGCGGCCCUGCUGCUCGCGCUGCUCUGCCUGGCGGGGACGUCGGCGGCGACCAACGUGACGUACGACCACCGCGCGCUGGUCAUCGACGGCGUGCGCCGCGUGCUCGUCUCCGGCUCCAUCCACUACCCGCGGAGCACCCCCGACAUGUGGCCGGGGCUGAUGCAGAAGGCCAAGGACGGCGGGCUGGACAUGGUGGAGACGUACGUCUUCUGGGACGCCCACGAGCCCGUCCGGGGACAGUACGACUUCGAGGGCAGGAAUGACCUGGUGAGGUUCGUCAAGGCCGCCGCCGACGCCGGGCUCUACGUGCACCUCCGGAUCGGCCCCUACGUCUGCGCCGAGUGGAACUACGGAGGCUUCCCGCUAUGGCUGCACUUCAUCCCGGGGAUCAAGUUCCGCACCGACAACGAGCCUUUCAAGACGGAGAUGCAGCGGUUCACGGAGAAGGUGGUGGCGACGAUGAAGGGCGCGGGGCUGUACGCGUCGCAGGGCGGGCCCAUCAUCCUGUCGCAGAUCGAGAACGAGUACGGCAACAUCGACGCGUCCUACGGCGCGCCCGGCAAGUCGUACAUCCGCUGGGCCGCCGGGAUGGCCGUCGCGCUCGACACCGGCGUGCCCUGGGUCAUGUGCCAGCAGGCCGACGCGCCGGCGCCCCUGAUCAACACGUGCAACGGGUUCUACUGCGACCAGUUCACGCCGAGCCUGCCCAGCAGUCCCAAGCUGUGGACCGAGAACUGGAGCGGCUGGUUCCUCUCCUUCGGCGGCGCCGUGCCCUACCGCCCCACCGAGGACCUCGCCUUCGCCGUCGCCCGCUUCUACCAGCGCGGCGGCACCCUGCAGAACUACUACAUGUACCACGGCGGGACCAACUUCGGCCGCAGCUCGGGAGGGCCCUUCAUCUCCACGAGCUACGACUACGACGCCCCCAUCGACGAGUACGGGCUAGUGAGGCAGCCAAAGUGGGGCCACUUGAGGGAUGUCCACAAGGCGAUAAAGAUGUGCGAGCCUGCACUCAUAGCAACCGAUCCAUCAUACAUGUCCCUUGGUCAAAAUGCUGAGGCGCACGUAUACAAGACCGGUUCACUGUGCGCCGCAUUCCUCGCCAAUAUAGACAAUCAGUCUGACAAGACUGUCACCUUCAACGGCAAGGCGUAUAAACUCCCUGCGUGGUCCGUCAGCAUCCUUCCUGACUGCACGAAUGUGGUGCUGAACACUGCCCAGAUCAACUCUCAGGUAGCAUCUACACAGAUGAGAAACCUGGGGUUCAGCACUCAGGCGUCAGACGGCUCGUCCGUCGAAGCAGAACUCGCUUCUUCUACCUGGAGCUACGCCGUAGAGCCUGUCGGUAUCACAAAGGAGAACGCCAUGACAAAGCCUGGGCUGAUGGAGCAGAUAAACACCACCGCAGACGCCAGCGAUUUCCUGUGGUACUCAACAAGCAUCGUCGUGGCGGCUGGUGAACCGUAUCUGAAUGGUAGUCAGUCCAAUCUGCUGGUCAACUCACUUGGGCAUGUUCUUCAGGUCUUCAUCAAUGGCAAGUUUGCAGGUAGCGGUAAGGGUAAUGCUAGUAGCUCCCUGAUCUCAUUGACAACACCAGUUACACUUGUACCUGGAAAGAAUAAAAUAGAUCUUCUGAGUGCAACAGUUGGUCUGACGAACUAUGGUGCAUUCUUUGACCUAGUUGGUGCUGGAAUUACCGGUCCAGUAAAGCUGACUGGGCCGAAGGGUGCGCUCGAUCUAUCUUCUGCAGAUUGGACAUACCAGAUCGGACUCAGAGGAGAAGACUUGCACCUGUAUAAUCCCUCAGAGGCCUCUCCAGAAUGGGUAUCAGAUAACUCUUACCCAACCAAUAACCCUUUGACCUGGUACAAGAGCAAAUUUACAACUCCUGCAGGUGAUGAUCCUGUUGCCAUAGACUUCACAGGAAUGGGGAAAGGUGAGGCGUGGGUGAACGGGCAGAGCAUUGGUCGCUACUGGCCGACAAAUAUCGCUCCACAAAGUGGCUGUGUUAAUUCAUGCAACUACAGAGGACCUUACGGCGCAAGCAAAUGCCUGAAGAAAUGUGGGCAGCCAUCGCAGACUUUGUAUCAUGUGCCCCGUUCGUUUCUCCAACCAGGCAGCAAUGAUAUAGUCCUUUUCGAGCAGUUUGGUGGUGACCCAAGCAAGAUAUCCUUCACGACGAAACAGACAGAAAGUGUAUGCGCACACGUGUCUGAGGAUCAUCCCGACCAAAUCGAUAGCUGGAUCUCUCCCCAGCAGAAAUUACAGAGGUCUGGGCCAGCACUUCGUCUGGAAUGCCCCAAAGAAGGUCAGGUCAUCAGCAGCAUCAAGUUUGCAAGCUUCGGGACACCGAGUGGCACCUGUGGGAGCUACAGCCAUGGCGAAUGCAGCAGCUCUCAGGCUCUGGCAGUCGCUCAGGAGGCAUGCGUCGGGGUGAGCAGUUGCAGUGUGCCGGUGUCAGCAAAGAACUUCGGAGAUCCAUGCAGAGGAGUCACAAAAAGCCUUGUGGUCGAAGCUGCAUGCUCAUGAGUCAUGGCAUGUUUGAUAAAUGUUAUUAGUAGGAAGUAAAAGCAGAUUGAGGGGGUGAAACCAGAUUCCUCCUCUUUGUAGACAAACAGGCAAGAAACAAUAAUGGUUCAGAAAUGCUAGUCGGAUGGAAUAAAAUAUUCCAAAAUCUAUUAGAGCCAUGCAAGCUAGUAAAUUGUCUACUUAGAAUGAGUUGUACUACUUGUUAGUAGAACAAUUCUAUACAUUCCUACAAUGUAUUCUUUCGCAAAGAGAGAUAAGUCAAACCAAAAAGCACGCAUUGUCUGUUGAAUGUAAAAUCUCUCAAGAUGAAAUGUUAACAUCUA